Misgurnus anguillicaudatus (oriental weatherfish) is the source of this 3080-nucleotide messenger RNA. RefSeq names its product leucine rich repeat and Ig domain containing 4b (gene lingo4b). The record is from RefSeq and is a predicted model, not a curated record. Gene Ontology annotation, cellular component: plasma membrane. NCBI's taxonomy places the organism in Eukaryota, Metazoa, Chordata, Actinopteri, Cypriniformes, Cobitidae. Gene Ontology annotation, molecular function: protein binding.
AAUAUCUGUCAUGUUCCCUCACUCCACACUAAGGUGUUAUCCCUCCAUAAACCGCGCUGCGUUUCUGCUGAAUGGGACAGUAAACAGUGAUCUGCUGCUCUAUAAAUGCUGUUUGUUGGAACUCGAUUUGAAACAGACAGGUGCAUUUGAAAGUUAGACGAGGAGCGCUUAGGGAACAGUCUAAAUUAAGGCUUCAAUUACGCUAAGGACCCUGGAGAAAUGUGUCGUAGACAGAAGGAAUUAACGAGGAAGCAAAACGAUUAAAACAUUGAGGUCUUGUCUCAUGACAGCACGUCCUUUUACAAGCACUGCGUAACAGGACGUUAAGUUCUGCAUCUAGUGAGGAGUCGCGAAUCGAGAUGGACGGAGACUUGGAGUGCAAUGGAAUUUCAGGUUUACAGAUACUGUAAGGAAAGCGGGCUUUUGGAAGUGUGAUGCCUAAUUGUGCCAUGCAUCUUGAGCAUGAACACUGAGCCCAACAUCCCAAUGUGAAAAUAUCUGGUUAUGAGAACUGGCACUACCAAAGACCCUUGGAAGGAGGUAAGAUGUUCCUGGAACUGUGUGGCCAGUGGGGUGGAUGGACGGUCCUGCUUUUGUGGUGCUUAAGUCUUUCAGCUGCUGACCUCACCUGCCCGCAGAAAUGCAGCUGUUACCCUGACACAUCAGAGGUCAAUUGCUCCUCAAAACACCUGACAGGUGUGCCUGAGGGCCUGCCUAAUAAUGCCAAACGUCUAGACCUUUCUGGAAAUCAAAUGAAGACAAUAGGCAGACGGCAGUUCUCUGGCUUGUCAAACCUGGAGGACCUGGACCUGAGUGAGAACAUAAUCUCCAUGAUUGAGGUAGACGCGUUUCAGGGACUAAAGAACCUACAACACUUGACGAUUAAAAACAACCGUCUCAAGAUCAUACCUGUUGGGGUCUUCUCCGGCCUAGCCAACCUUCGCCGUCUGGAUCUCAGUGAGAACGAAAUCCUAGUUUUUUUGGAUUACACAUUCAAAGACAUGAUUAACUUACAACAGCUUGACGCUGGAGAGAACGACCUGGUGUUCAUCUCGCAACGGGCGUUUGUCGGGCUGCAGGCACUGAAGGAGUUCAACGUGGAUCGUAGCAAUCUAACGUCUAUCCCUACAGAGGCCCUGUCGCAGCUGCAGAGCCUGACCAAGCUGCGUCUGCGCAAACUGACUAUCAGUGUGCUGCCCAAUAAUGCCUUCCGUGGGCUCAACCAGUUACGCACUCUGCAGAUCCUCCAGUGGCCUUCUCUUGAGACGGUAAAUAGUAACAGCCUGAUGGGUCUUAACCUUACCACUUUAGUUUUAACCAACUGCAAUAUAAGCGAUGUGCCCUAUGCUUCACUACGUCAUUUGGUUUAUUUGCAAUACCUGGACCUGUCCUACAACCCCAUCACCUCCAUCCAGGGCAACCUGCUGGGGGAGCUUCUCCGACUGCAAGAGUUGCACCUGGUGGGUGGGAACCUGCUAAGUAUCGAACCGGGAGCCUUCAAGGGUCUCGUCCACUUUCGCCUUCUCAACGUGUCGACUAACCGUCUGUCUACACUUGAGGAAAGUGUCUUCCACUCGGUAGGCAACUUGCAAACUCUGCGGCUUGACAAAAAUCCCUUGGCGUGUGACUGCAGACUGCUUUGGGUGGUGCGCCGUCGCCGGCGGCUAGACUUUGAUGGUCGCCAACCUACCUGUUCCUCCCCGAAUCAGGUGCGCAGGAAGGCAUUUCGAGACUUUUCAGAAGCAGAGCUCCCGGUUAUAUUUGUGUGCAGACAGGCACAGAUUGUGAACCGACAGCUGCAAGACACAAGCGUUGUGGAGGGCACGAGCGUACGGUUUGACUGCAAAGCAGAUGGCUAUCCAUCACCUUCCGUUACGUGGCUGUCAGCACAGCAGACGGCGCUUAGCUCUGUCGGGAGAGUACGAGUGCUCAAUAAUGGGAGUCUGGAGGUGCGUUACACACAAGUGCAAGACAGUGGAACUUAUCUGUGUACCGCAGCUAAUGCAGCCGGUAAUGAUAGCAUCACCGUGAGCCUUCAAGUUGAAGGUCUCCCGCAGAACCACACGGCAUCGUAUUUCUCAGAUGAGGGAUGGAUGGAAACUUCAUUGCCGACCUCAACCAACUCCUCCGCACGAGUGUCCAGCCCUUAUCCCUUUGACGCUAAAACCCUUAUCAUCGCUACCACCAUGGGCUUUCUUUCGUUUCUCAGCUCCGUGGUAAUCUGUUUCGUGUUUAUGUUCCUCUGGAGUCAGAGCAGGGGUCAGAUCAAACACACUGCUACUAUAGACUUUGUGCCACGUUCGUCCGUGGGUGGAGGUGGGAUUGGUGGGGACACGGGAAGAUUCACAAUGAAGCUUAUUUGAGCUGCAAACAAUUAAAGAAUCAAUACUGAAGGCUCGAACGCUGCAAGUUACUCAAAGCGGAGAAACUGCUCAUUUACUAUAUUAUUCGCAGCUUACGAGCAAAGUGCAAUGCCUUAUUAUGUAUUCAACAAGCCUGAUUGACUUUUACAAGUAAAUUUUUUUUUUUACAAUAAUCCUAUUUUACCUAGUACCUAGUUAAAUAGCCACUAUAACAAAACAAGUAUGUAUUCAGUAUUGUCACAGCCCAGACUCUGAUACACAGCAGAAGGGCUGCAAUAAAAAAAAUAUUAACAAAUAAACAAUUUUAUAUUGCUUUUAAGUAUGCAAGCUUGGUUACACUGAUACAGAUGGAUAUAUUAAAUCUUACUAGUCACUUUCAAGACAUCAUUAAUAAAUUCUAGACUUUUUCUGAAUUUAUCAACGUCCAAUGGUAAUUUACAUUGCAAAAGCAAAUAUAAAUGAAUAAAGCAAUUAGUUAUUUGAAUAACUGUUGACCAUUAAUUAACUGCUGUUAUGUGCCCUUAGCUUUUGCCCUUGCUUAGUCUGUAGACUCACGGCUCUUAGCAUAAUGAAUAAAAUCACUUUCUGUAUAAAUUUUGGCAGUUUGUCUUCAGAGAUGCCGUAUUUCAUUUCUCUCCUAAAUUAACCAGUACAGGCCACACGAUGAUGCAGCUGAUUUUAGUGUCAUUGCAGCUAUUUGUGCUGCACAAAUGAUCA